AUGGACACAAAUGCUUUUGCAUCAGUGGCGUCAAUCAGCCCAAUGCGUAUCCCGCCGAUUAAACUCUCGCGAUUGGAUCAACGGGGGAAUCGAUCCAUCACCGACUCUCCAACAAAUCAACAACAAGAAUCGAGUCGCGUUCGCCGCAAAUCAGCGAUCAAAGCAGUGAGUGUCAUCAAGAAAGCACAACAAGGGAAAUCGUUAAGCGACGAUGAUGAAGAGGAAAUCGGGAAGAAAAUGGAGAAAACGAUUGACGGAGAUUUGUCGAUUUGUCAAAAGUGUCAGCAAAACGUAGCCGAGAGGGACCAAGAGAUUCACUCGAAAUCUCAUUUCAUUCGCUAUCAAUGCUCAAUGUGUGUCUAUUCAAGUUAUCAUAAAAAGGGAAUGAGAGCUCAUAUAUGGCAACGACAUGGAAAUGAGAACAUUCAAUGUUAUAAAGAAGAGGCUUCAAAGGAUUCACUCGACGAGCUUCUUCAGCAAUGUUUUGAGUCAAAGAAGUUGAAAUCACAGACGAAAGAGUUUGAGACUGUCGAAGUAUCGAAAGUUUCAAUUACAAAAACUCCACUCACAAGUCGACCAAAACUGUGCACCUAUAAGCUACUGAGUCGCUCGAUUGAAGGACAUGUGUAUUGGCAUUGCGGCGACAAAUAUGGAUCUCCAUAUCAAUGUUCAUUAUGUGAUUACAAGUCAAAUCAAACUGGUGCAAUCAGCACUCAUCUGCGCAAGAAGCACAACGGGAAAGGAGAACGAGUCGAGAUUGCCUGUGAUCAACUCUUUGCUCAAUCCGUUCACCUUUCCAUCGCCUGUUUCCCUCAAUUCGCCGACGCUUUUGAGAAUUGCAAAGGAGUCAUUGAAAGCAUUGAAAAGAAAUAUAAUAUGGAGCCUUUUUCAAAACCGUUCGCUUCAGAAAUUCCAAGCAAAAAGGAUAUCCCUGAAGCAAACUUACCAUUGAAGAAACGAGCCACAGAAGUAGUGAGAGUUGUUCCAGAGAUUCUCCGAUCCACACUACUCACAGAGACAAGAGGCGAACCGCCAUCCCAGCCUCUCGUCCUUCCAUUGCCGAGUGCUCCGAUGAAAUGGUUGAGAGAUCGACUUGAGACAGGAAUCAAUUGGAAUGGGUGGAAUGAUAAGCAUAAAUGUCUGAUGUGCGCCCAUUUCGUCCCAGCCGGCCACAUCCAAAAUCACGUACAGUUGCACAAGAAACCGCUCCGAUAUCGAUGUUCAAGUGAUCACUGUGCAUUUCAGACCGAAUCCUUUGAGAAAGCCACCGCGCACGGGAUCACGAACAUUGGUCAUCAAUGCGAGGAUCAGCUAGACGCAAUGCUGUUCACGAGCUGGGUCGGUCUUAUCCCGCAUUGCUUUCCGGCAUUUAUGGAUGUUUUCCCAAGAAGCGCUUUUGAUUGGGCUACAUUGAAUAAAGAAUUGGAAAGACGAGAAGAAGAGAUUCGUGAAGAGAAUUUCGAAAAGAAUGAUAUUCUUGAGGAUCAAGGACCCUUGACACCAAAAGAUGAUCAAUCCUUUGAGGCAAAUCCAUCAACCACAUCAUACCUUCACUUUCCUCAGCAACAACCAUUUCCGAUCGCCUUCAAUGAGAUGAAAGCUUCACAAUUCGUGCAUCGCAACUAUGCCCCAUUGAGACGAGACUGGGAAAAGAGUCGUUACUGUAAAGCAGAGCGAUGUCAAUUAUGCAAUGAAGAAGUCUACUUGUUGGGCGAUUUCGUCGGCUCGCUCAUCAUGCACGUGAAAAUUCACUCAUCUCGUCCAAAUUUCCAAUGCUCUAAUUGUUUACGUUUUGGAUAUACAGUGAAUGAUAUUGAUGAACACGGAAAAUUGGCUCAUUCGGGACAAGAAUUCCGGACAAUUGAUGUCAAAGAUGAACGCUUGGAGUUUGAAUGGUUUCUCUUGGCGAAUAACUGCUUUCCGAAAUAUUCGAAGAAAUUCAUGCAAACCGAGAUAUUCAGCACGACGAAUUGGAUAGUGCGAAAGCUUUCAUCGACUGAAAUGCAAAAUGCGAGGAAGAAUCGAGAAUUGGCGAGGAUUGCGGGCACUAACAACAAUUUCUCUUCCACACAAAGCAAGCAAGAGCCCAUCUCAGAUACGAUCUCAAAAAUCAUUGCCAAAGCGACCGCGAUGCCGAACCAUUUUUACGAGAAUGAGGUUCGACCCUUAUCGGCUCCACAAAUCGCCGAAUCAAUCACCAACCAACCAACAAGUCACCCAGCGACAACGAGUCUCUACUACCUGCAACUG
Mesorhabditis belari is the source of this 2250-nucleotide messenger RNA. Lineage: Eukaryota; Metazoa; Nematoda; Chromadorea; Rhabditida; Rhabditidae. The record is from the annotation of a GenBank genome assembly.